AUGUUUGAACAAUCUGAUCAAAGUUCAACUCUGACAAUUAAAAAUUCAUAUGUUGACUCAAAUUCAACAACAGGACCAGGAUCUGUCAAAUUUAAUAAUUUAACAGAUAAUUACAAAUUUAAUGAUUUUACGCAUAUUUAUAAUGAUAAUUGUUUCUGUGAACCAGAAAAAAUAAAUCCCAAUUGGGUUAAAUACUUUGGCAACGCACCUAAGAUCGAAAAGAUACAAAAUAGAGCAUCUAUAUAUGAUAAAACAUGUUCAAAUAAUUAUUACAUUUUUAACUGCUACUUUGAAAAUUGCAAAGCAAAGGGUGCAAUUUACAUUGAAAGCGAUAAGGAGAUAGUCACAUUUGCAGAAGAAACAGUAUUUAAUCACUGCAGUUCCACAUCAUAUGGUGGAUCUCUUCACUACGGCUGCACAAAAGAAGGACAAUUUGUUCAACAACGAACAUGUUAUUAUAAAUCAAUAUCAGAAAAUGAAAUGGCUUUUAUUCAUUUUGUUAAAUCGUCUUCAUCUAGCAAAAACUAUGCAAUUGAAGUUUCAGUAAUUAAUUGCGGAGAAAAUGAAGGUAAAGGAAGUGGAACAUUAGGAAUUGGGAGUGGUGAUAUCCAUUUUGAUAAUAACAACAUCACAAACAACAAAUGUAGACUAUAUUCAUCAAUUCAUAUUCAACUUGAUGGAAGUUCAGGAACAUAUAAUUUCUCAAAUUUCAGAGAAAACAAUCAAACCGGAAGUAUAUCACUUUAUUUUCACUAUCUGACAAGAAAACAAACACAUACAGUUUCUUAUUGCAAUGUUAUUGAAAAUAAAUGUGGAAAAGAUAAUGAGCAAGUUCUAUUUUAUAUUUUAUGCACAACAAAUGUUGAUCACUGCAUAUUUUUAAAUAACAUUGCAAAGUACAUGUUUCAAAAAUAUGCAGAAGAUUCCACUUUGACUAUUUCAGAAUCAUAUGUUGAAUCAAAUUCAACAAAAGGAUCAGAAUCAGUUUAUUUUAAUAAUCUAAGAGAUAAUUACGAUUUCAAUAAUAAUUUUUCACAUUUUCACACAGAAAAUUGUUACUUACAACCAGAAAAUCAAAUUACAUUUAAAAUAACAAAUCAUCGUUCAUUCAAUCUCAAAGUUCAUCGAAGAAGAUAA
Messenger RNA from Trichomonas vaginalis G3, 1137 nucleotides. RefSeq lists its product as uncharacterized. Lineage: Eukaryota; Parabasalia; Trichomonadida; Trichomonadidae. The transcript has a single exon. The record is from RefSeq and is a predicted model, not a curated record. The coding region runs from base 1 to 1137 and encodes 378 amino acids.